Entamoeba invadens IP1 is the source of this 1338-nucleotide messenger RNA. RefSeq names its product poly ADP-ribose glycohydrolase, putative. Bases 1 to 1338 code for a protein of 445 amino acids. Gene Ontology annotation, molecular function: poly(ADP-ribose) glycohydrolase activity. Gene Ontology annotation, cellular component: nucleus; cytoplasm. The transcript has 2 exons. The record is from RefSeq and is a predicted model, not a curated record. Gene Ontology annotation, biological process: carbohydrate metabolic process; regulation of DNA repair; ATP generation from poly-ADP-D-ribose. NCBI's taxonomy places the organism in Eukaryota, Evosea, Mastigamoebida, Endamoebidae.
AUGUCACGACGUUUAAGUAGCUCUCGUAACCAACCCCUUGUCUACAUUUCUCCUUUAUUUGGGGAGAUACCAUUUUUGACGUAUUGUCCUUCCCAAAACAUCACAAUGGAAACGCACUUGUUCUUGCCGAUGUACCAAACUGCAACGAACCAAUCAAACACAUUAUGGUCACAAAUCUUUCCUUAUUUAGGAGCAACUAAUAUUACGGAACUGACAAGACUCUACUCAUUCACAACAUCAACCACUCUAUCAUUGAUUCAAAGUCUUCCUCAAGUCGAAAGUUCACAGUUUUUUAGAGACAUCUUCCCUAUCAUCGCUUCUCUUGCAGCAAUCCACCCAAAACUCUUCCAAAACCCUUUACCUUUGCCAAUAACACAGAACUCGUGUUUGAAAUUAACACGUCUCCAAGUCGCUUCUCUCUUCGCGUUAUCAUUUUUGGGGGUGUUCAGACUCCCUUUGAAGUUCCAAGACGCCAAACAGUUUCCACGAUGUCUUGGAAUAACUGACAAAGUCGCGGUGACUAAAUUUCGAUGUUACAUGGCUUACUUCUCUACUAUAGGAAUAGCAGUGAUUAACAACGAUAAAACUUUACAGGAAGUCGUGACGUACCAACGAGUCACUGCACAACCCCCAACAUGGGGAAGUAUUGAUAUCCCAAUCACCAAUAAAAUAGAUAUGCGCGAUGGGCUCAUCGAGGACGAACCAAAAGACGUUUUUAAGUCCGUCUUCUCUUCUAAAGCGGUCGGUGGAAAUGUUUUAAUCGAUGGAUGCUCACAAGAGGAGAUCCUAUUCAUCAAAUGUCCCGAGUGCUUAGUCGCAAUGUUAAUAACUCCAUUUCUUGGCGCAAUUGAAUCAUUUAGAAUAUAUAACGUUAUACAAUAUGCUGAUGUCGUCGGAUACGCUGGUGAAAUCACGUUCAAUGGAAAUAUAGCGUCACAAAAGAGAAUACACAACUUUCUUAUGUUUGACGCAUUGAUUUGCGUUGACAAGAAACUGCAAUACACUCGCCAGGGUAUCGACCGUGAGUUGAAUAAAGUGUAUAGUGCAAUUAAUUAUUUGGAUGACGAUUUGGACCAUAUGAUGCCCUUUUCGACGGGGAAGUGGGGGUGUGGAUCGAUGUUAGGAGACCCGCGUUUGAAGUUUUUAAUUCAAUUGAUGGCCUCAUCGGUUUCGGGAAGAAUGAUGAAGUAUCACCCCAUGAACGAUCCAGUCCAUGAAAAGGAAGUCCUAUUAUUCCUUCAUUCAAUAUCCUCGAAAGUAGUAACUGUUCGCUCUUUGUAUAAUUACAUUAUUCAAGUGAGUGCCUCCAACCCAGAACUUCUUCUUUCUCCUUAUUGA